AUGGUAGAUGAUGCCGAGAUCUCUGCUCAGCCAUUGACCUGGAACCUCAAGCUCAACCGCCGCCAACGACGUCUCGCAUUGCUACGCUUCAAAAUGAUCCGAGACCUAUCUCAAAUCAACCAGCUUUUCAGGCACGUUGUGCUGAAAGUCUUUCUACCAGACUUUGAAGUCUCCUACCGUGGCCGAGCAAUCACUCUCGCCGUAGUGCUACCAGAUAUCGAUGCCUUCGAUUCAUGUUAUGUCGUCAUCUACCAGCGAUCAAGACGAGGUGUUGCCUCUUUUAUUGCACAUUUGACCGAAUUUCAGCCUGAGUUCAAAAACAUCCAUUUAAGGAUGCGACCUCACUCCUUUGUGUAUGCGUUUACUGGUGGACGCGGCUCUAGAUACCGUAAUCCCAUGGCGGGACUUCUCGCGCUCAAAGACAUCAUUCUUGACGAAGACUGCAGAACCCCGGAAUCACUGCGACACAGCCGGUACGACAGCACGUUGGACUCCAUUCCACGCCAUGCGAAGAGACUUCAAGUCAUGGAGAAGUCCCUGGGACCCCAAUUCUACACACUUUGGAAGCCGUACUCUAACCAGCGAAGGGUGCGUAUGUUCGUAAACUUUUGCGACACAUCGGAACCACAGUUCGAGCUAGUUCCCACCGCGCGAGGCCUGCAAAUUCGAAGAGCGUAG
This is a messenger RNA of Colletotrichum scovillei, 678 nucleotides long. RefSeq lists its product as uncharacterized. The record is from RefSeq and is a predicted model, not a curated record. Lineage: Eukaryota; Fungi; Ascomycota; Sordariomycetes; Glomerellales; Glomerellaceae. The transcript is spliced from 2 exons. Bases 1 to 678 code for a protein of 225 amino acids.